AGCGCACGUCUGACGGCCAGACGCCACCCCGCUGGUCAUUUUAGCAAUGGCGUCCUCAUCCUUGACCACGUUGCUCAUUCUGUGCGCUGUCGGGAGCCUCCGAGCGCAGCCGUUUUUCGGAGGCGAGAGCCCCAAGCCUGAAACGAACUGCAACGCCCUCCUGUACCAGCUGGCGGCGCGCGUGGACAAACUGGAGAAGGACGCAGCCGAAGCAGCCAAAGCGCCGGUGUCCUUCGCGGCGGCGCUGGUCACCACGCCGGAGUUGACCCACAUCGGCCCCUUCGACACCGAAACCACCCUGCUGUUCAAGAACGUGAUCACCAACGUGGGCAACGGUUAUGACUCCAACACAGGCAUCUUCACAGCCCCUGUGAGGGGUCUCUACUUCAUCGUCUUCAACGGCAACGUGGGCACAUCGGGGGCCUUGAACGCAGCCGUGAUGAAGAACGGCAUCAACAUGUUCGCCAUCUACGACACGCAGGGCACAUUCAGCAGCGCCACCAACGGCAUGCCGCUGGUACUGGAGGAGGGAGACAAGGUGUGGGUCACAUUGUGGGCCCAAAAGAGCAUCUUUGACCAGAGCCGACUCAGCACCUUCAGCGGCUUCCUCCUCAAAAGCAUGUGAUGGCAGAAACGCACAUGAAUUAAAAAA
Messenger RNA from Hippocampus zosterae (dwarf seahorse), 652 nucleotides. RefSeq names its product complement C1q tumor necrosis factor-related protein 3-like. The transcript has 3 exons. Lineage: Eukaryota; Metazoa; Chordata; Actinopteri; Syngnathiformes; Syngnathidae. Bases 47 to 625 code for a protein of 192 amino acids. The record is from RefSeq and is a predicted model, not a curated record. Gene Ontology annotation, molecular function: protein binding.